UAUCAAUCCAACUUCUUCCUGGGACCGUUACGUUUCAUCCUUCCACCUACAGUGCAAUUCUAUCUUAUCGAAGAAGUGAAAAAUUUGCUAGCUUGGAGCCUGGCCACUAAUUGUACUGACCCCCCGGGUAGAGUAAUAGGGUGGUCCGAUAGAUGGCUAAAAAAGCAAUUCGAAGAUCAUUGCUGUUAACCAACGGAUCUGGGUUGAAACCACCGAAAACGAUGCAUUAUCGAAGAGAGGGGAAACAAUAAUCGCAGUGACCCAUGGUGACGCCACAGUUCAUAUAGGUGCCGGUUCGGUUUCAACCCACACCGCUGCGGUGACCUUCGCCGGGGGCUCGGUAUUUAAAAAGCGCUACCGAUACGGGACAAGGUAGUCAGAUCCUUGACGUUUCCCUUAGUACCACAACCAUGUACAAGUUCCUGCUCAUUGCUGCCCUGCUGCCGGCCAUCGUCUUCGGCCAGACCCCGUUCCGACCAUGCUCGGGUGGCAGGCCAACUCCGGCUUCGCUCAACAUUGAAGGAUGCACGGCUCUGCCCUGCACGAUCACGUCCGGAGCUCCGCUGGUUGCCCGCGGCAUCGGCAUCGUGUCGCCGGUCGCCACCCCCACCCUGACGGCUCAUCUGACUGCCCGCCUGCUCGGAUUGGACGUCGGUUUCGACAUCCCGGAGGAGCUGCGGGACGCUUGCGCCGUUGGCAUUUCGGGUGCUUCCUGCCCGAUCGCCGCCGGCCAGUCGUUCGACUACGAGCUGAACUAUGCCAUGGAGCUGCCGCUGGUCGGCAUUACCGUGCAGGUUGAGGUUGGUCUGACCGCUGCUGACGGCAGUGCCGUGACCUGCGUCGAAAUCGAUGCAGCGAUCGUCGGUUAAAGCAAAGCAAACCCAGUUCUCCAUUAUUAACACUACUUUCCUCCGUAAUAAACCUUUCUGAGCCAUCACAGUAA
Molecule: messenger RNA, 943 nt
Organism: Anopheles gambiae (African malaria mosquito)
Lineage: Eukaryota; Metazoa; Arthropoda; Insecta; Diptera; Culicidae
Exons: 3
Coding region: 411-869 (152 amino acids)
Source: RefSeq, a predicted model, not a curated record